AUGACUAUGUUUGAAAAUGUCACCCGGGCCCUAGCCAGACAGCUAAACCCUCGAGGGGACCUGACACCCCUGGACAGCCUCAUUGACUUCAAGCGCUUCUACCCCUUCUGCCUGGUGCUGAGGAAGAGGAAGAGCACCCUCUUCUGGGGCGCCCGCUACGUCCACACAGACUACAGCCUGCUGGAUGUGCUUCAGCCUGGGAACUCGCCCUCAGAUCCUACAGACAGUGUGAACUUUGGCUUUAAGAACAUGCUGGACGCCCGAGUGGAGGGAGAGGUGGACGUGCCAAAGACGGUGAAGGUGAAGGGGACUGCGGGGCUGUCGCGGAGCAGCACGCUGGAGGUGCAGACACUCAGCGUGGCCCCCAAGGCUCUAGAGGACUUGCACAAGGAGAGGAAGCUGGCAGCCGAUCACCCGUUCCUGAAGGAGAUGCGAGAACGGGACGAGAACCUGUAUGUGGUGAUGGAGGUGGUGGAGACGGUGCAGGAGGUCACGCUGGAGAGAGCCGGCAAGGCGGAGGGCUGCUUCUCCCUCCCAUUCUUUGCCCCACUGGGGCUACAGGGAUCCAUGAACCACAAGGAGGCUGUAACCAUCCCCAAGGGCUGUGUCCUGGCCUUUCGUGUGAGACAGCUGAUGGUCCACGGCAAAGAUGAGUGGGAUAUUCCACACAUCUACAACGACAGCAUGCAAACCUUCCCUCCUGGAGAAAAGCCAGAAGAGGGGAAAUUCACGUUUAUCCAUGCGUCCGAUGUUGGGGAGGCACAUGAGGACUUCCAGACACUGAAAGAAGAGGUUCAGAGAGAGACCCACGAAGUGGAGAAGCUGAGUCGAGUGGGGCAAAGCUCCUUGCUUAGCUCCCUGAGCAAACUCCUCGGGAAGAAAAAGGAGCUUGAGGACCUCGAGCUCACGCUUGAAGGGGCUCUAGACAAGGGACAUGAUGUCACCCUGGAGGCACUCCCAAAGGAUGUCCUACUAUCAAAGGAGGCUAUGGGUGCUGUCCUGUAUUUCCUUGGUGCCCUGACAGUGCUAAGUGAAGCCCAGCAGAAACUUCUGGUAAAAUCCAUGGAGAAAAAGAUCCUACAGGUGCAGCUGAAGCUGGUGGAGAGCACCAUGGAACAGAACUUCCUGCAGGAUAAAGAGGGUGUUUUCCCCCUGCGACCAGACCUGCUCUCCUCCCUCGGGGAAGAGGAACUGACGCUCACGGAAGCACUAGUGGGGCUGAGUGGUUUGGAAGUCCAGAGAUCAGGCCCCCAGUACACAUGGGACCCAGAUACCCUCCCCCGGCUCUGUGCCCUUUAUGCUGGCCUCUCCCUCCUUCAGCUGUUGACCAAAGCUUCCUAAUGUGCCUUCUCUGCCUGCUUCCCUAAUGCCUUUCCAACCUUAUGUGGCUGCCUAGAACACACCAAGGUGUUCAGAGCCACUAGACUUAGGAUAUGUGAAACCCCAGCUGGUCACCCUCAAUCACCAAAUUCCACCUGCCCCAUCAUUAU
Molecule: messenger RNA, 1490 nt
Organism: Jaculus jaculus (lesser Egyptian jerboa)
Lineage: Eukaryota; Metazoa; Chordata; Mammalia; Rodentia; Dipodidae
Gene: Gsdma
Product: gasdermin A
Exons: 11
Coding region: 1-1341 (446 amino acids)
Biological process (GO): pyroptotic inflammatory response; defense response to bacterium
Molecular function (GO): phosphatidylserine binding; phosphatidylinositol-4-phosphate binding; phosphatidylinositol-4,5-bisphosphate binding
Source: RefSeq, a predicted model, not a curated record